Molecule: messenger RNA, 2671 nt
Organism: Oncorhynchus keta (chum salmon)
Lineage: Eukaryota; Metazoa; Chordata; Actinopteri; Salmoniformes; Salmonidae
Product: arylsulfatase G-like
Exons: 12
Coding region: 151-1761 (536 amino acids)
Molecular function (GO): arylsulfatase activity
Source: RefSeq, a predicted model, not a curated record
AUUUUCUGAGUCAGUCCCUCCCAACUGUAACGAACCCUCUGGUAAAUGUGGGUGUGUGUGAACGCGCAUUGUUGGCGUGAACGUGGACGUUCUUCGAGUCUGCAGUAACUCUGCAAGCAAGACGUCACUAUAAAGCGGUCUUGAACCAGAAUGGCAGGGAGUGUCUUCCUGCUCCUAUUAGCUGGGACCCUGCUCUGUGGGCUACUGUUCCACACAGUGAGCCAUUAUGAAGCUGGGGACAGGACCCGCACCAGGAGACCCAACUUCAUCAUCAUUCUGGCAGAUGAUAUUGGAUGGGGAGACCUAGGUGCCAACCAGCAGGCGGGUCAGAGUACAAGCCAAACGCCUCAUCUGGAUCUGAUGGCCCAGCAAGGAAUGAGGUUGACAGACUUCCACUCCCCAGCCUCCACCUGCUCCCCGUCCCGUGCUGCUCUCCUCACAGGCCGACACGGCCUGCGGAACGGGGUCACACACAACUUCGCUGUGGGGUCCGUGGGGGGGCUACCCCUCUCUGAGACCACCCUGGCCGAGAUACUGCACCAGGGUGGAUACUACACAGCCAUGAUUGGUAAAUGGCAUCUAGGGCACAAUGGUCCAUACAGUCCCACCAACAGAGGUUUUGACUACUACCUGGGGAUCCCAUACAGUAAUGAUAUGGGCUGUACAGACCUGCCUGGUUACGACCUGCCCUCCUGCCCUCCCUGUUACCCUGGACCACAGAUACUACACAACAGAUUGAAGAGGAGUGGUUACAGCAGCUGUUACACCAAAGUGGCUCUGCCUCUGUUUGAGAACAGGACCAUUGUAGAGCAGCCUCUGGACCUGUGGAGGCUAACGCAGCGAUACACAUCCACUGCGCUCAAUGUCAUACACACAGCCAGGGAACGGGGACAACCUUUUCUGCUCUAUGUAGCUCUGGCACACAUGCACGUCCCCCUGUCCCCCCCUUCCUAUGCCCCCCACCCCUCAGAGGGCGGUGUGUAUGCUGACAGUCUGCGGGAGAUGGACGGUCUGGUGGGGGCAAUAAAGAAUGCCUCUGAUGCCUCAGACAAGGAGAACACUCUCAUCUGGUUCACUGGUGAUAAUGGCCCCUGGGAGCAAAAGUGCCAGUAUGCAGGAAGUGUGGGUCCUUUCCUGGGGAAGUGGCAGACCAGCAGAGGUGGGGGUUCUGCCAAGCGGACCACUUGGGAGGGGGGGCACAGGGUGCCCACAGUGUCCUACUGGCCUGGCAGAGUACCAGCCAACAGCACCAGCAAUGCCCUGCUCAGUGGUCUGGAUAUCUUCCCCACCCUCCUCUCCCUAGCUGGAGUGAACCCCCCAUCAGACAGACGCUAUGACGGUAUCGACGCCACAGACGUCCUCCUACACGGCAAAGAAACAGGAAAUGAGUUCCUCUUCCACCCCAACAGUGGCGCUGCAGGGAAGUAUGGGGACCUGCAGACUGUCAGACUGGGGCGCCACAAGGCCUUCUACAUCACGGGUGCGGCUGAGGCGUGUGGGGGGUCUAAAGGGAGGCAGGAGCUCCACGACCCCCCUAUGAUAUUUGACCUGUCUGGGGACAAGGGCGAGGAGACACCCCUGGACCCCACCACGGAGGAGUACAAGGAGGUGGAUGAGAGGGUGAGGAGGUGGAGGGAGGCGCUGCUCUAUGACAUUGCCACUGACCAAUCAGUGUCCAUGGCCGACUACGCCACAGACCAAUCAGCAGCCCCCUGCUGUGACCCCCGGCACACAGCCUGCCGCUGCCUCACCCUGGGCUGAGGACACACACACAUUCAGUGUUAUACAGUUUGACAUUCACAGAAACACCGACUGAUACGCAGACACACACACUUUAGUUUUAGUCCAAUAAUUGUUUGCUCUUGGAGGUAUAUGCGUGCCCCUGGGAAUGUAGAAAUCAGACCUGUAGCCUACAUCUGGGUUACUGUAAACAACCCCAGAGACCAACCAGAAACAUUUGCCAGAGUGAAGAAGAAAAGCAAAUAUUAGAACUAGCAUCAGCCUGUUGUGAGGAGGCCGGACUGUGGGUCAUUCUCCUGGAGGUCAGUACUGGGGAUUGACUGAGACACAUUGCUCACUGCUGCUCUGAGGGGAAACAUGGGAAGACAGCUGCAGUUGCGUAGCAAGGACAAUUUACUGUAUUAUUACCAAUAUUAAGUGUUUUCCUGUACACAGGCUUUUUGUACAGUUAUAUAACAGAGGCUUCUGGGAUGCUCUAGCACUCUCUGGUGGGGAGUAAAGUAGGAUGAAGUUGCCAAUACACUGAUCUAAGACCAGUUUAGUUUGUCCCACGAAUAACUUCCCUUUAACCCAAAAUCAAAACAUCCGAAGAACAAAAAGCACCACCCUUUGGCAAAUCAGUCACAGGAUCAUAUCAAUAGGUGUGCUAUUUACAUACUAUAUGUAUAAAUGUAUAUAUACACAAACAAUAAAAAAUCACUUUCCACCAAAACCACUUAAGAUCUAAUGUAUUGAUGAAUAAUACUAAUUUCAUUUUCCAAAAGAGUAUUUAAUACAAGUCAACAUAGUUUUUUUACAAAGUAAAAAGAUCUGUCAUAUCUGAAAUGUUACAAUAUUCAAUAUUAUGUAGUCAAUGGUGUUAAUAAUGAAAUCAAUGAAAUAAAAGGACCUGUACGAUCCUAUAAUACAGUUCUCUAUUCAGUUUUUCACA